Pezoporus occidentalis (night parrot) is the source of this 2274-nucleotide messenger RNA. RefSeq names its product Rho related BTB domain containing 3 (gene RHOBTB3). Gene Ontology annotation, biological process: regulation of proteolysis; proteasome-mediated ubiquitin-dependent protein catabolic process. Gene Ontology annotation, molecular function: GTP binding; ubiquitin protein ligase binding; GTPase activity. Gene Ontology annotation, cellular component: nucleus; cytoplasm. Bases 165 to 1664 code for a protein of 499 amino acids. The record is from RefSeq and is a predicted model, not a curated record. The transcript is spliced from 10 exons. NCBI's taxonomy places the organism in Eukaryota, Metazoa, Chordata, Aves, Psittaciformes, Psittacidae.
CCGCGCAUCUGGCGUGCGGCUGGAGCCCCUCGCUGCGCACCGCAGGCGCUAAGUUAGCCCGGCUGGUUGCAGGCGAGGGAACACAGCAAGAGCUUUGGAGUCACAGCAGCGAGGCUGAGCGUGGACGCCAACAAAUACAAAUCCAAGCCAGCUGGGGAUCUGUAAUGUCGGUUAAUAUUGCAGCCUUUGGGAAUGAAACAGAUGGGCCUUCUGAGGACAAUCAGCAGCCAAGCCUGAUAUGGAGCUAUCUCAGGAGAAGUGCUCUCAUUUCUGAGAUUGACUGCAGCUUGUCUGCCAGUCACGUUGGAAACCCAGCUUUUACUGAGUACCAAGCCUCUGUGUUUGGAAAUGUCAGACUGGUGGUACGCGACUGUCCUGUCUGGGAUAUAUUUGACAGUGACUGGUAUACCUCCCGCAGUCUCAUUGGAGGAGCUGAUAUUGUUGUAAUUAAAUACUCUGUCAAUGAUAAGACUUCAUUUCAAGAACUAAAGGACAAUUACAUCCCAAUGAUAAAAAAAACAUUAAACCACUGCUCAGUUCCAGUAAUAAUUUCUGCUAUUGGUGCAAGAAAAAACGGAGUGCCUUGUACCUGCCCACUGUGCACAUUGGACAGAAGGAGCUGUGUCACCACUGCUGAAGGAGUUCAGCUUGCCAAGGAACUAGGAGCCACUUACCUCGAGCUACACACUCUCAAUGACUUCUACAUACAGAAAUGUUUUGGAGGCGUGCUGGAAUAUUUUAUGAUCCAAAGUUUGAAUCAGAAGUCACCUGAAAAAAUGAAGAGAAGGAAAAAGACGCAGAAGUGUCAUCGAGUUCAACCACCUCAGCUUGAACAGCCAGCAGAAAAAAUGCCGAUCUUGAAGGGUGAAGCCUCGCACUAUGAUGCGGACCUGCACAACCUGCUCUGCUGCUGCCAGUGCGCAGAUGUGGCGUUCUACCCUGAGGACUUCAGCACAGUGGUAGAGGCUCACAAGGUCAUCCUCUGCUCCGUCAGCCACCUCUUCAUGCUGCUUUUCAAGGUGAAGAGCCCUGCAGACAUCUGUGACACCUCCAUCAUGCAGACAGCGCAGAGCCUCUUCACGGUGGAAGCAGAGGCUGCCUUCCGGCUGGCGCCCCGCGGCAUCCCACCCUGCAUCCCACUGCUGAGGGUGGUGGUGAAGGACUCUGCCUUCUGCUCAUGUCUCCCAGACAUCCUCCACUUCAUCUAUUCAGGUGCUUUCCAGUGGGAACGACUAGAAGAGGAUAUAAAAAAAAAGGUGAAGGAUCCAGAAAAAACUGAAAAUGUGCUUGGCAAAGUUAAAUGCAUCCUGAAAACCCCAAGGAAGUUAAACACUACAAAAGAUUGCAAAUCUCAACAGAUGAAACGGCUGUAUAAUACGUCUCUCAGGCUGUUCUUUAAUACACCUGUCCUAGCUGAUGUCAUUUUCAAAAUACAAGAUGCAACUGUACCAGCCCACAGAGCAGUUCUGGUAGCUCGCUGUGAGAGUAUCUUUAUACCGACUCCUGCUGUCCAGGUAAGAAAAGUCAAAAUUACACGUUUUUACUCAUUUUUCCACAGUGAGGCACUGAUAGAGAGUAAUGUAGCAGCAUUUACAUUAUUGAAAAAUGUGAAAGAUUUAAUGUAUAAUGUCUCAAGAAAAAGAAAUUUUCAUAUUAUGCAAUGAAAAAAACAGUCUUAUUCAAGUAAAAUCAGCUGCAGACAGAACAGAUAUCACUAAUAAAAUGUUGUGUUUGUUAUGUGCUUACACAGCAAGACACAAAAAUCAGUGAAAUUUCAUUUCUGGUCCAUUACAAUAUCAAAAAUUUUCUUUCUACAUCACAGUAAUAUUGCUUUUGAAUCACAAUUCUUGGGUUCAUCCCAAAAUUUUCAUUUUGUUUAGGAUAUAUUUUGUUACAUUUAAUAUAAUCAAGGUUAAAGUGCAAGAACACCUUAUUUAUACAUAUGGAUACCUUAUUUGUGUGUAAAUCCUCAAGAAAGUAUGUCAUUUGGAGUAUUCAGUAAGAAAAAUUGAGCUGAAGUAUUCCUUGUAUCUUAGCCAUAGUCUUUUAUAAUAAGAAGAAAAUUACAUACUAAAUAUGGAAUAUUAUGUAAAUACAGAUCAUUUUCCUUUGGGAUAGUGAGUGAAUAAUGUUGUGAUAUGCAUUUUUGCUUUUGUUUUCUUUUCAAAUAAUUCUACCUUAUUAUUAGGUUUUCUCUUAUUCCCUUUUCAGUCCAUCUGCCAUUUCCCUGUUCAUCAGUUUAAAUGUGCAACCACUGUACCAUAUUUAAAAUAA